Budorcas taxicolor (takin) is the source of this 666-nucleotide messenger RNA. RefSeq names its product actin. Lineage: Eukaryota; Metazoa; Chordata; Mammalia; Artiodactyla; Bovidae. Bases 1 to 666 code for a protein of 221 amino acids. The record is from RefSeq and is a predicted model, not a curated record. The transcript has 6 exons.
AUGAACGUGCCCCUCAUCUGCGACUACGGCUCGGGCUUCAGCAAGGUGGGCUUCGCGGGGACAGAGGCACCCCUGGCCGUGUUCCCAACCACCCUCGGGAAACUCCGCCACGAGAAGCUGUUGGUGGGAAUGGAAGAGGAAGACUGGUUCAUUGGAAACGAGGUUCUGAAAAACCGAGGGAAACUCAACCUCUUAUACCCCAUCUCUCGAGCUGCCAUCACCAACUGGGACGACAUGGAGAAGAUCUGGCAUCACUCCUUCUACCAGGUGCUCCACGUGGCCCCAGAGCAGCACCCUCUGCUGAUGGCAGAGCCGCCCUUGAACUCCAUGUCCAGUAAAGAGAGACUGUCACAGAUCCUGUUCGAGACCUUCAGUGUGCCUGCCUUAUAUUUAGCCAACCAAGGAGUCCUUUCUCUCUAUGCUUCUGGACACACCGCUGGAAUGACAAUUGAAUCCGGAGAAGGAAUGACAUACUUUGUGCCCAUCGUUGACGGCUGUCCUUUGCACCAGUCAACCUUCCACAUGGACAUUGCAGGCCAAGACCUAACCUUGUACUUCCUACAUCUGCUGUCAGAAAGUGGGCACUCAUUUUGCAUUGAUGAUGGCAAUAAGGAUGAUGGUGAAGAUGAGGAUAUGAUGGUGAUGAAGGUGGUGAUGCGGGUGUAA